CACGGGUCUGCAGCGACCACUUCAUCAGAGGUAUUAGCUAACUUGGUUUUUGUGGCUUUGUUUAGGUAUUAUUGGGUUGUGGUUAAAUGCGUAUUUACUUAGUAAUACUGAUCAUGUUUAAGUUACCUGUAGUCUAAUAUGGACUUUGUUGGGACUUUUUAGGGUGCCCUAGCGCUUUGGGUGACUUUGAGUCGGUAGACUGGGCUCCCACUGUUAGCCUCGGUUACCACACAACAAGUAAGCCCAGAUCAGAGGCAUCUCUUCGACGAGAGCAGAGGAUGGAGCUCAAGGAAGACCAACAAAGACAAUCAGAAUGUGCAGAGGCUUUGUUGGAUCUCCUGCAGACAACCGAGAGCCCAGAACCGACGCAGCCCCCGUCUGACAGCCCACAACCAGAGGACACCAGUGGGAUAUUAAAUGACCAACAAGAUGCAGGAUGCCAGACUGAUUUAACGAUGGAGGACAUCGAGAGGAUGGAGGAUGUUCUGAGACAGAACACAACAGAGCUGGGAGAUCUUCGGACAACGGCACUGGACACAAAGUUCAACCAGGAGUCCUUUGAGAACAACGAAGAGAAAACAAAGUUUUACACCGGGCUCCCCAACUUCUUAGUUUUACUUCAGGUUUUUCAACUGUGCGAGCCCUACAUCACCUGUGGCCCUAUGUCUGUGCUCUCCAAAUUUGAACAGUUCAUUUUAGUUUUGCUGAGGCUGAGACUAAAUCUCCCUCUGAAAGAUUUGGCUUUCAGGUUCAACAUCUCUCUCUCCACUGCUUCUAGAAUUUGGCAUAAGUUAAUUGACAUACUUCACGAGAGUACAGAAUUUAUAAUUGAGUGGCCAGAGCGACAUGUACUUCAAGCUACAAUGCCAAUGGGAUUCAGACAGGCAUUUGGAUGUAGAGUUGCUGUGAUUGUUGACUGUUUUGAAGUUUUUAUUGAGAGGCCCUCUAAUUUACUAGCUAGAGCACAAACAUGGUCCAACUACAAGCAUCACCAUACUGUUAAAUUUCUGAUUGGUGUUACUCCCCAAGGCUAUGUUACCUACAUAUCUUGUGCCUGGGGAGGAAGAUGUGGGAUUUUACUGUGCUUCACUAAAGAUGCCUGCAUUCACCAGGGGGAAAAGUCAGCUGUCAGCAUACGAGGUGGAAGAGACAAGAAAAAUAGCUAA
Molecule: messenger RNA, 1166 nt
Organism: Gymnodraco acuticeps
Lineage: Eukaryota; Metazoa; Chordata; Actinopteri; Perciformes; Bathydraconidae
Exons: 3
Coding region: 279-1166 (295 amino acids)
Source: RefSeq, a predicted model, not a curated record